This is a messenger RNA of Ambispora gerdemannii, 522 nucleotides long. The record is from the annotation of a GenBank genome assembly. NCBI's taxonomy places the organism in Eukaryota, Fungi, Glomeromycota, Glomeromycetes, Archaeosporales, Ambisporaceae.
AUGGCUAAGACUACACAAACUAAAUCGGCACCGAAAAAAGUAGCUGCGGCUUCCACCCAUCCUAAAUAUGAAGAUAUGAUCAAGGCCGCUAUUAUUGCUUUGAAAGAACGAAAGGGUAGUAGUCGUCAAGCCAUCAAGAAAUGGAUCUUGAAUACUCAUAAGCUACCAGAUAAUCCAACAACUACUAGUCGUAUCAAGCUUGCUAUUAACAAAGGUGUUGAGAAACAACUUUUUGCCUUCAAUAAUGGACCAAGUGGCACUAUUAAACUCGUAAAGAAAGAACCCAUCAAGAAGGAAAAGAAAGAAGUCGAAAAGAAGGAAAAACCCAAGAAAGAAAAAAAGGAAGUCAAACCUAAAAUCGAAAAGAAAGCGGCAGUUACCAAGAAAACGACAACCAAAAAAACUCCCAAGAAAGCUGCUCCAAAAAAAGCUGCUGCCCCAAGGAAAACUACCAAGGCUGCAACAAAUACUAAGAGAUCGGCCACCAAGAGAACUACUUCAAAGACAAAGAAAGAUGCAUAA